AUGAAAGCCGGUAUUAACAGAAUUUACUGCAACAAUUGUGAGGAGGAGGAAACUGAUGAGGAUGAACCAGAUGUUGAGGAGAAGACUCAUGACCUUCAAAAAAUCUUGAAGGACAUCCAAAAGAAGGUCGGCGCUAUACCUGAAUUAAAAAAACAUUUGGAUGUGAUUAAACAAAGCAUAAGUUUACUGUCCGAUAAGUAUGACACGUUGAUAAAGGAGCACGAACUUACUAAGGAUAAAAUUGCUAAACUUGAGAAGUCAUCGGUAAACAUCACCAAUAGAUGUGUUUACCUGGAGAAGUGCAACUUAGCUCUAGAACAAAAACUAAACGAAUAUGAGCAAUCAUCGCGAAAACAUAACAUUGAAAUUGUGGGAGUAGAAUACCUACCUGGUGAAAACGUGAAGGACAUAGUAACUAAAAUAGGAGAUGAACUUGGUGUCAACAGUCAGGACAUCGAGUGGGCGAAGCGAAGUCGACUAGUAAAGCCAGGGACAAAACCAUCUUCAAUAAUCAUAGGAUUCAAGGCAUCAGGAGCGGAAGACAGAAAUAAGUGGUUGGAGAAACGUCGCCAGAUUUUCGAAAAACGUAUAACUAGUAACAUGAUCAUUCCAGGCGGAUCGAUGAACAACAGAAUAUAUAUAAAUGAAGACCUCAUACCCACUACAAGAGCCUUGUUAUGGAAUGCGAAAAAACAGCUACAUGGUAUUUACAAAUACAUAUGGGUAUCCAACGGAAAAAUUCUGGCGAAAAAAGCAGAAGGUGAAAAAACCAUAUGGAUAAGGGAUCAAAGUGAUUUAAAUGACAUAUUGAAAUGA
Helicoverpa zea (corn earworm) is the source of this 816-nucleotide messenger RNA. RefSeq lists its product as uncharacterized. Lineage: Eukaryota; Metazoa; Arthropoda; Insecta; Lepidoptera; Noctuidae. The record is from RefSeq and is a predicted model, not a curated record. The transcript has a single exon. Bases 1 to 816 code for a protein of 271 amino acids.